AUGGAAAUAAAAGAGAAGAGAAGCAUGAGGCAACACUGUGCUCUCAAACAUGGAAUACUCAAGGAAUUCCUGGCAGAAUUCCUGGGGACAUUUGUCUUGGUUUUGUUUGGCUGUGGCUCAGUCGCUCAGACUGUCCUCAGUCGGAACACCCUGGGUGAGCCUCUCACCGUCCACAUCGGCUUCUCUGUAGGACUGAUGAUGGCAGCGUACGUGGCCGGUGGAGUGUCAGGGGGCCAUGUGAACCCUGCUGUUUCUCUGGCCAUGGUGAUUCUGGGCAAACUGAAGAUCUGGAAGUUUCCCUUCUAUGUCAUUGCUCAGUUUCUUGGUGCUUUUACUGGAGCUGCUGCAGUAUUUGCAUUAUACUAUGAUGCCUUCAUGGACUUCACCAGUGGGAUUCUGUCAGUGACGGGCAUCAAUGCAACAGGUCACAUUUUUGCUUCCUACCCUGCGAGACACCUGUCAGUCCUCGGCGGCUUCAUCGAUCAGGUGAUGGGGACAGGUAUGCUGGUGCUGUGUAUUCUGGCAAUUAUUGAUGGUGAAAACAUCGGCGCUCCCAAAGGCGUGGAGCCGCUGGCUAUCGGUCUGAUCGUCAUGGCCAUCGGUGUGUCCAUGGGGCUGAACUGUGGCUACCCCCUGAACCCCGCCAGAGACCUGGGACCCCGACUGUUCACAGCUGUAGCAGGAUGGGGGAUGGAGGUCUUCAGCACUGGAGACUACUGGUGGUGGAUUCCUGUGGCGGGGCCCAUGGUGGGGGGCGUGGUCGCAGCCGUCAUCUACUACCUGCUCAUUGAGCUGCACCACCCCCGCGAGGAGCCCGAGCAGCCCCAUGAGGAGGAGGAAGAAGAGGAGGAAGAGGAGGACGAGGAGGACAGCAUGAAGGACAAAUAUGAGAUGAUCACCAUGAGCUAAAAAAAAGACAUUAACUUCCAGGACUAAAUGGUCAAAUUCAGCUGUUUUACUGUCAGUCAGGUGAAGAGCACACCUGUACGGGCAGGCUCCCUCUGUCAGCGUCCACAUUGGACUGUCUCCUUUGCAAUUUAACAUUUUAUGUUUUAUGUUUCAUAAACACAUGAGAAUCUCAGUCCUGUGUGCUUCGGAUUGUUAUCACAUAUAUGUUGUAAAUACUGUAUUAUAGAUAUUAGACCCUUCAUUUGGCUUUAUUCACUUGGAAACAAUUAGUUCUACGACUAAUAGUUUUACAUGCCUGCCAAUCUCCUUUUAGGUUUGCUCCUCGUUUUCUUCAGUGGUUGAGAUCAUAUUCUCUGUAUAUCCACUUUCUUUUUGUUUUAACUUAUAAUUAUUUUUCUUCUUUCGCAAACCACGAGGAAUCCUCCCUGCUGUUCUUUAUUAAUAACUG
This is a messenger RNA of Cottoperca gobio, 1357 nucleotides long. It is a transcript of the gene aqp9a, whose product is annotated as aquaporin 9a. Gene Ontology annotation, molecular function: water channel activity; glycerol channel activity; urea transmembrane transporter activity. The record is from RefSeq and is a predicted model, not a curated record. Gene Ontology annotation, biological process: water transport; glycerol transmembrane transport. Bases 1 to 909 code for a protein of 302 amino acids. The transcript is spliced from 6 exons. Gene Ontology annotation, cellular component: plasma membrane; basolateral plasma membrane. NCBI's taxonomy places the organism in Eukaryota, Metazoa, Chordata, Actinopteri, Perciformes, Bovichtidae.